Molecule: messenger RNA, 9714 nt
Organism: Plasmodium adleri (nom. inval.)
Lineage: Eukaryota; Apicomplexa; Aconoidasida; Haemosporida; Plasmodiidae
Product: conserved Plasmodium protein, unknown function
Exons: 1
Coding region: 1-9714 (3237 amino acids)
Biological process (GO): protein autoprocessing; positive regulation of DNA-templated transcription
Cellular component (GO): endoplasmic reticulum membrane; nucleus
Molecular function (GO): sequence-specific DNA binding; DNA-binding transcription factor activity
Source: RefSeq, a predicted model, not a curated record
AUGAAUAAUGAUUUACAGAAGAAAGGAAACAAUGAAAAUUCAAAAUUAAAUAGAGAAGAAUAUUUUUAUUUAAAAGAAAGUAGAAAAGAUAUAAAAAGUGAUGAUAUUAGUAAUAAUAAUAAUAAUAAUAAUAUGAAUAGUAAUAACAUGAAUGAUGUUGAAGAAUUAUUAAAUAUAAAUAAUGAUAAAUAUGAUGAAAAUCAAUUAAGUUUAAUAAAAGAAAGUUUAGAAUAUGGAGAAUUACUUCUUUCUAAUAUAAAAGAAGCAAAUCAAAAUAAUGGAGAAGAAGAUUUAAAAUAUAGUGAUAAUAUAAAUAAUUCUGAGUUAAAAGAUUACAAUGAAGAUUCUAAAUUUUUUCAAGAUGAUAAUAAAAGCUUUAGGCAUUCUUUAUGUGUGAAUGAAUUAAAGAGUAGUGAUGAAGAUGAAUUAUUCAAUGAUAAAAAAUAUAAUGAUAAAGAUACACUUAUUAAUAUGUUAAGAAAGAAAUUAGAAAUGAAAAUUAAAGAUUAUAAUUUAAUUAUGGAUACAUUAAUACGUAGCAAAGAAGAAUGUAGUAAAAAAGAAGAACAAGUAAAAGAUUAUAAAAAUAAAUAUAAUAAGAUUGAAAAAGAAUGUUAUGAAUUAAAAAAUGAAAUUGAAAGAAGUAAAAAUGAGAAACAUUUAAAUAUUGGUAGUUUCUCAUUUUAUAAAAAUGAAUAUGAUGAUAUGAAAUAUAAAUUAUUAAAAUGUGAAGAAAAGAAUAAAAAUCUUAUAAAUAAAAAUGAAGAAUUACAUGAAUCUAUCAUACAAAUGAAGAAUGAUAUAUCUAAUCAAAAUAUAAAAUAUAAAAAAGAAAUAGAUUUAUUAAAACAAGAUCAAACAGAUAUGAAAAUUCAAAAAGAAAACAUUGUCAAACAAAAUAAUGUUCUUAUAGAAAAAUAUUUAGCACAAGAAAAAAUUAUUUUUAAAUUAAAGAAACAUAAAGAAGAACAAGAAAUAAUAAUAAAAGAAUGUCAUAAAAAAAUCGAACAAGUUAAUAAAAAUUCAGUAGAUCACUUAAACAAAGUCAGAGAUGUAUUAAACAAAUCUCUUAUCAAAUCAGAAGAACAUGUUAAAUUACAUACAAGAUUAAAAAAAGAAAAUGAAUCCUUACAAUUAGAAAAUAAUAAAUUAAAUAAAAAUAUAGAACAAUUAAAUGAACAAAUUUUGAAUUAUAAAAAUCUUAUUAAAGAAUUUGAAAAGAAAUAUAAAGAAAUUGUAGAUAAAAAUAAUUCUCUCUUUUCAAUAACACAUGAUUUUAUUAAUUUAAAAAAUUCAAAAAUUAUUAUAAUGAGAAGAAAUAUUGAUAUCAAAGAAAUGUUUAAAAUAUAUAACUUGGAAUUGGAAUUAUAUAAUGAACACGAUCAUUUUUCUGUUUUAUAUAUAUAUGAAAUAUUAUAUAACAAUAAUAAUAAUAAUGAAGAUAAUCAUAAUGAUCAUCAUAAUGAUCAUCAUAUGAUGAUGAUUGAAAAUAACAACUCUGCUAUCAAUCGAGAUUCUAAGAGUUUACAUAAUAAUAUUUAUAAUACACAUUAUGAAAAUAAUUUAAACAAUUCAAAGGCAUCCUUAAGAUAUGUUAAUAAUAAUAAAUCUGGUAAAUCCAGAUCAAUAAAAUCAAGAUCUAUAAAAUCAAGAUCUCAUUUUUCGGGUGACAAUGAAUAUAUGGACGACAAUUUAAAUAACAUUGAUAUGAAGGAUCAUUUUAAUAAUAUUGAAAGAUAUAAUUAUUUAUCUACUCGUAAUGAUCUGAAUAAUAUAUAUAAUAUGGAAGAUAACUUAUCUUAUAAUAAUAAGAGUGAUGAUUAUGAUGAAGAUAGAGAUGUACAAAAUAAUAGUUCUUAUAUAAAAAUAAAAAAACAUAAAUAUAAAAAAUUAAAUGAUUUAUUAAAUAAAGCACAAAUGAAAAUCAUAACAUUAACUCGAUCAAAUGAAAUCUUUGAAAAAUAUUGUUCAAAUAUUAAAAAUUCUUUAAUAAGAGAUGAAAUGAAGAAAUUUAAAAAGCCAGAUAUAAGUGAUUCACAUAUUUUAUAUAAUGAAAAAACAUAUCUAGAAAAAUUAUUAAAUGAAAAAUUAAACUAUAUAAAAAAUAUAGAAAAAAAAUUAAAUGAAUUACAAAAUGUUGUAAAUAAAAAUAAAGAUGAUAUAUUUACUCUUCAUGUUGAGAAACAAACUUUGAUUAAAGUUAUAUCAUCUGUAUAUGAUUAUAAAAAAAAUAAGGAUGCAAAUUAUAUAUUUAAUAUGAAUAAUGAUACAUCUUAUAAGAUGUUAAAUAAUGAUAAUCUGUCUGCAAGGAAAGAUUUUUAUAAUAUAAAAGAUGACAAUAAUAAUGACAAUAAUAAUGAAAAUAAUAAUAUAAAUAUGAUGAAUGCACGAUUAAAUAUAAGUGUUGAGGAAUUUACAAAUUAUAGAUUAUCACUAGAACAGUUUAUUCAAUCAACUAUAAAAGAAAAUAUUUUAUAUAUUAUGAAAAAUGAAAAAAUAAAAACAUUAAAUAUUAGUAAAGAAUCUGUAUCAAUAAAAAAGAAUCACACAAAAAAAAAGAGUAACACCAAUAAUAUUAAUAAUAAUAAUAAUAAUAAUGAUGAUAAUAAUAAUAAUGAGGAGGAGGAAGAUGAUGAUGUUGAUGAGAACUAUUUGUUCAGUUGUAUGCAUUAUAAUGAUGAUGGUAUGAAUAAUAGAAUCAAAGAAAAUAAUAAAGAAAUAUUAAAAGAAGAUAACAAAUUAUGCAGUUUUUCAAAUAAUGAAUAUAUUGCUCAUUCUUUUAAUAAUAUAUUAUUACAGUUGUCUAAUUAUAUUUAUAAUAUUGAAUGUAAACAAAUGGAAUAUUUUAAAAACAGUAAUCUAUUGAGUUAUGUUGAUGAUUAUAAAAUUACUAUAGAAUUGUUUUAUAGAUUAAAAAAAUAUAAUGAUGUAUUUAAUAUUGAGGAAAUAUUAGGAACUGAGUAUUCGUCUGUAUUAGAAAGAUUACACGAUAGUAUUAUAAAUGGGUUCACUGAUCAGGCUAAUAAUAAUAAUAAUAAUAAUAAUAAUAAUAAUAAUAAUAACCUGUGUGAUGAUAAUUAUAAAAUACAAUUAAUCGUUGAUGAAUUAAAUAAAUGCAAAAAGAAUUACACAGACGAAGAAUUAUAUGAAAUUAUGAAAAAAACAAAUUUUGAAAUAUUUAAAAAAUAUAAGAAUUUUUAUUUUAAUCAUUUUAUAAAUAUAAAUAAUAUAUUCAAUACAAUUAUUAGUUUUCAUUUACAUAAUAUUGAAGAUAAAUAUAAGAAGAUAUAUGAAAGAUAUUUUAAUUUAUUCAAUUUUAAUUUUAGUAACGUAGAGUUGUCUUUCGAUUUGUUUCUACGUCGAUUUGAUAAGAUUAUUCGUUUGACAAAUAAAUAUAAAGAAUUAAUAGAAGAGAACUAUGAAAAAAUAAAAAAUAAUAAUAAAAAAGAAGAAUAUUUGAAUGCAUGCAUAAAAAAGUUAGAUAUGAAUAUAGAGAAAUAUAAUAAUGAGAAAAUAAUAUUAAAUGAACAAAUAAAUGAAAAAGAAAAGAAAAUCAAUAUAAUAAAUGAAAAAUAUUUAUUAUUAGAAAAAGAAUAUGAAGAAUAUCAAAAUAAAAAUUUAUUUAUUAAUGAACAAUUAGAAAAUUUACAAAAAGAAAAAGAAGAAUUACAAGAAGAAGUUAUACAAAAAAAUAUUAUAAAUAUAAAAUUAAAUGAAAAAAAUUGUGAUAUAAUAAAAAUAUAUGAAAAAGAAAAACAAUAUUUACAUACAUUAUUACAAGAAUAUAAAGAUAAUCAUAAUUUUUUAAAAGAUAAAUUUGAUAAUCUAUUAAAUUCAAAUGAAAAAUUAAAAUAUGAUCAUGAUAUUUCUUUAAAUAAAAUUAAUGCAUUAUGGUUAGAAGAAAAAGAAUCUAAUAAAAAAAAUACAUAUCAUAUAAAUAAUUUAAAAGUUCAAAAUAAUAAUCUAUUAUUAAAAAUUAAAGAAUUACAAAAUAAUUAUAAUCUUAUGAAAAUUGAACUUAAUGAAAGAAUUAAACAAAUUAAUGUUUUUAGAAAUCAUGUUUCAACAGUAUCUAUAAGAGAUAAUAAAAGUAUAAGAGCUUCAAUACAUCAUCUGAAUAAUACACAUUUAGGUGUUCUAUCUACAUCUAAAAUUAAUAAUAAUAUAUCUACACUAUAUUAUUCAAAUAAUCUUCAUAUGUCUCAUCGUCAUGGUGUCAUCAAAAAUAAGGAAGAACCUGAAGCUAGUUCUACACACACACGUUUGAAUAAUAUGUCUAAUAUGGAUGUUACAAAUAUGUCAAAUAUAAUAAAUAAUAUGGAUCAUUUAAAUACCAUCAGUAGUGUUAAUAGUAAUCAUUUAUAUCAUCCACACAAUUUUAAUAAUAAUUUAAAUUCCUCUAAAAUAUUUCCAAUUAAUGAUGCUGCCUUCUCAAAUGUGCUUAAUAAAAAAGGUGAUGAUUUUAUUUUCAAUAUAAAAAAUGAUAGUGACGACAAUUCCUUUAUAGAAUAUGAAAUUAAAAUAAAAUCGUUACAAGAAGAAUUAUGUGAUAAAGAAUCUGAAAUAUUAAAAAUGAAAGGCGAACAAAAUAUUUUAAUCACUUGUAUAGAUACAUGGAAAUGCUUCUGUAAAAAUAGUAAAGAAGAAAUUUCGCGUUUAAAAGAAAUAUGUAAAGAACAAUUAGAAAAACAUAAAGAGUUUUUAUUAAUAAAUAAAUCGAAUGAAGAUAAAAUCAAAUAUAUUAAUAGCUUAUUAUCUGAUGAGAAAGACAAAUAUGAUAUUAUUGUAAAAGAUAUAAAAAGUAAUAUGGAAAAUGAAAUUGACAAAUUAAAAAAUGAUAUAAAUGAUAAAGAUUAUGAAAUAAAAGUAUUAAAACAUGAAAAUAAUAAUUUAAUAAACAAAAUGAAUGAUUUAAAAAAUAAAGAAAAAGAAAAUAAUAAUAUAAAACAAAAAGAAGAAGAUUAUCUAAAACUAAUUAAACAAGAUAAAACAAAUAUUCAAAAUGAAUAUAAUGAUAUAUUAGACAAAUAUAAUAAUGUUGUUGAAAAAAAUAAUAUAUUAUAUAAUGAUAUGAAUAUAUUAAUUAAAGAACAUAAAGAAGAAAUAUUCUUAUUAAAAGAAAAUAUAAAUAUAUUAAAAAAAGAUAAUACAUAUCUAAAUGAUAUGUUUAAAAAUCAAAUCAAUUAUAUUGAUAAUACAUUAUUAAAAACAAGAUUGGAUCAAUUAUUUGAUAUUAAUCAAGAUUUACAAAAAAAUUUAGAUAUCAAUCAGAAACAUGUAGACAAAUUAAAAUAUGAUUAUAUAGAAAUUAAAGAACAAUUAAAAAUAGAAAAAGAAAAAAUUAUUAAACAAGAAAAAUAUAUACUACAAUUACAAAAAGAUAAUAAUCUUAUAUUAAGUGAUUCUAAUUCUAUAACUAAUAAUACGUAUCAACAAUUUAUUCAUAACUUAAAAGCGAAUCUAGAAAAUUCAAGAUUAGAAUUAAAAGAAUUAUCAAGUCUUUAUGAAAAAAUACAAUUAUCUGAUGAAAAAAAUCGUAUGAAAAUAACUAUACUAGAAGAAAAAUUACUAAAAAAUCAAAAUGAUAAAAAUAAAUUACAACAACUUAUUGAUGAUAAUAAUAAAAAUUAUAUCAUACAAUAUAAUAAAAUAAAAACAAAUGUAGAUAUGCUAACAGAAGAAAAUCGAAUCUUGUUAUUAAAUAAAGAAGAAUAUGAGAAACAAAUAGAACAAUUAAAUAAUGAUCAUAAAUUAUUUAUAUCAACAAAAAAUAAUGAUAUCGAAAUUAUAGAAAAGGAAAAAUUAAAAGAACAAGUAGAUCAAUAUAUAAACACUAUCAAUGAGAAGGAGAAAAUAAUUGUUCACUUGAAUUUACAAAUAAAAAAAUUGGUUAAUCAAAAUGAGCAAAUAAAAUCAAGGUAUGACUUUUAUAAUGUGUUAGAUGUGCAGGAGAAAAAAAAAAAUGAUAACAUUGGAAGUGACAAUAUGUGUGAUAAUAAUAAUGAUAAUAUGGAUGAUAAUAAUAAUGAUAAUAUAUGUGAUAAUAAUAAUAAUGAUAAUAUGUGUGAUAAUAAUAAUAAUAAUAAUGGAGAUAUUAAUAAAAAUGAUAUAUGUGAUGGUCUUGAUGCUAAUAAUUCCUAUCAACAACCACAUGUGACAGAUGUCUUAGAAGACCAUAAUAAAGAAAGGAAUUUAUCACAAGAAAUAUACAAAUAUAUAAAUGAAAAUAUAGAUCUUACUUCCGAAUUAGAAAAGAAGAAUGAUAUAAUUGAUAAUUAUAAGAAUGAAUUAAAAGAAAAGAAUGAAGAAAUAUAUAAAUUAAAUGAUCAUAUUAAUAUGUUAUCUAAUAAUUGUAAGAAAUUAAAAGAAUCUAUUAUAAUGAUGGAAAAUUAUAAAAUCGUUAUGAAUCAUAAUAUUAAAGAAAAAGAUGAAAUUAUUGAAAAUUUAAAAAAUAAAUAUAAUAAUAAAUUAGAUGAUUUAAUAAAUAAUUAUUCAGUUGUUGAUAAAAGUAUUGUAUCAUGUUUUGAAGAUUCAAAUAUGAUAAGUCCAUCAUGUAAAGAUAUUUUAAAUGUGUUUAAUAAUUUGUCGAAGAGUAAUAAAAAUAUAUGUGCAAAUAUUGAUAUAUGUAAGGAAAAAGAUAUAUAUGAAAAUAUGGACAUAAAUCCAAGUAAUAAUAAUAUAAACAUAAAUAAUAAUAACAUUGAGAGUAAUAAUAAUAUAAACAUAAAUAAUAAUAAUAAUAAUAACAUUGAGAGUAAUAAUAAUAUAAACAUAAAUAAUAAUAAUAAUAUUGAUAAUAAGUGUAGGAAACUUGUAGAUAUGAAUAAUUAUCUUUUUAAUAAUCUUCAAUUAAAUAAAGACAAUGAUAAUAUUAUUAUUAUAAAAUUUAAUAUUUUAAAAUUAUUCAAACUAGGAUCAUGUUAUUUAUAUAUAAUAAAUCGUAAUUUAAAAGAAAUUCAAAUAUUAAAAAAUCAAAUAAUAUCAUUAGAAGAAAGUAUUAAAAGUUUAAAUGAAUUUAUUAAUAAUUUAAAAAAUGAAAAUGAAAAAAAUGAAUUAAUAAAAAUAAAUAAUUUACAAGAAAUUUUGAAAUUAAAAAAUAAUUUACAAGAUAAUGAAAAUUCGAUGCAAAACUUAAAUGAUUAUUUAAAAAAAAAUGAAGAAUUAAAUAAAAUGAAUGUAAAAAAUAUUUUCAAAUAUAAAGGAUAUAUAAUACAUUUAAUACAACAAACGAAUAUGUUUUGCAAAAUUUUUAAAAGCGUUAAUGAAAAUAAAAUAAUUGAUCAAAGUGUUAUAAACAAGCUAAUUUAUUUAAGAAAGUCAUUCGAUUUUUAUAUGUAUGAAUCGGUUAUAGAAGAAAUUAAAGAAAAUAAAAAUAUAUUAAUAAGUGAAGAUUUUAUAACAGAUGAAAAUUUUAAACAUAUACAAUUAUUUACACAGACAUGUAAUGCAUUAAUUCAAAGAGGAUAUUUGACAAUGCUAAAUGAUUCAAGAAGAAAUGAUAUCUUUUUAAAAAACAAAAAUACUGAUCAAGAAGAAAAACAUAAUGAUAGAGAUAUUAAUAUAUAUAAUGCAUAUCAAGAGGAUCUAAUCAAUGUAGUAGUAGAUCAACAACAUAUUGUAAAUAAUCCUGAUCAUAUAGAACAAUCGACGCAAAAUAAGCAAGCUUAUAUAAAUAAUAGAGAAAUAUAUAUCCAAAAAAAUGAUAAUAAUAUUAAUAAUAUUAAUAAUAUCCAUAUGAAUGAUGAGGGUAACCAUUUUAUAAACCCAUUUAAUAACAACAAUUUGUUGAAUAAUAAUAAUGUUAAUUCUCAACAAAUAAAUAAUGAGACCUUACAAAGAUAUGAAGAAAAUAUUAUUCAAAAUGUUUAUUCUAAAGAUAGCGCUGGUAAUAAUCAAGUGUUAGACAAUGAACAUAAUAUUCAUAUCAAUGAUAAAAAAGAUAGUAUAAAUAAUGAUGAAUUAAAAAAUGAACAUAAUAAUUUAAUUAAAUUGAUCAAUGAAUCGAUAGAAAACGUUCAUAAUCUUGGAAAUAUAUAUGAAUCAAAUGAUAAAAAUAUUUUGAUAAAUAUAAAAAAAAAUGAAACUGAUACAUAUGUUGAUGAAAAGGAAAAAGAACAGACAAUACAAACAAAAAAUAAUAACUCUUCCCCAAAUACAAUUCUUGAAAAUAAUAAUAUUCAUAAUGCUUUUGUCUUUGAAUCGUCAUCUAAUAUAAAUGAUUAUAAUAAUAUAUUAAAUGUUAAUAAAGAUAACAUCCAAGAAUUAAAUAAAUCAAAUAAUUUUUCAUCAAACCUUUCAGAAUAUAAUUAUGACACAUGUGUAAAAAUUUUCGAAGAAGGAAAUGAUAUAGAAAAUAAAGGACAACAAGAUAAAAAAAGAAAAUAUUAUUCAGAUUCUGAAAUAACAAAAGAAAAUGGCUAUCUGGAAGAAUCCAAUUCGAUGAAAAUAAGAAAAGUAAGCGUUAAAGAAGAUAAUGAUGAUAAUAAUGAUGAUAAUGAUGAUAAUAAUGAUGAUAAUAAUGAUGAUAAUGAUGAUAAUGAUGAUAAUAAUGAUGAUAAUGAUGAUAAUAAUGAUGAUCAUGAUGAUAAUAAUGAUGAUAAUGAUAAUAAUGAUAAUGAUGAUGAUAAUAAUAAUAAUAAUAAUGAUAAUAAUAAUAAUAGUAAUAUUUCUUAUCAAUGUGAUGAUAGUUAUCACAAUGAAGAAAGUUAUGACGAUCAAGAAAACAAACAAAAUAAUUAUAGUAACAAUGUAAAUACCGAAUUAAAUAACCAUGCGACAAUGGAAGGUGUUUCUAUCCUUAAUAAUAUUAAAGAAAAUGAAAAGAAUUAUUUUUCUAAUGUAUAUGAAAAUAAUUUUAAUCUACAAGUUGAUCAAAAUGUUCCAGAAGAUUUACAAAAUUAUGAAGACUAUGUAAAUAAUAAUAAUGAAGAGGAAAGUAACAAAAGUUGUUAUAUAAUUUCUUCAGAUGAUGAAGGUGACAAGAAAAAUGAAUCCAAACAGAAUGAUGAUGAUAAUUAUGAUGAUGAGGACGAUGACAAUUACGAUGAUGAGUAUGAUGACGAAGACGAUGAUGAUAAUGAUGAUAAUAAUACGGAUGAAGACGAUGAUGAUAAUGAUGAUAGUAAUAUGGAUGAAGAUGAUUAUAAUGAUGAUAAUAAUAUGGAUGAAGAUGAUUAUAAUGAUGAUAAUAAUAUGGAUGAAGACGAUGAUGAUAAUGAUGAUAAUAAUAUGGAUGAAGACGAUGAUUAUAAUGAUGAUAAUAAUAUGGAUGAAGACGAUGAUUAUAAUGAUGAUAAUAAUAUGGAUGAAGACGAUGAUGAUAAUGAUGAUAACAAUAUGGAAGAAGACGAUGAUGAUAAUGAUAAUCAUAAUGAUGAUAAUAAUGAUGAAGAAAAUUCUUCGUGCCACAAGGAUAAAAAUUAUAAUAUUUAUGACGAUCAAGUUAAUAACAAUAAUAUGGAUAUGAAUGCUCAUGAAAAUUUAGAUCAGAAAAAUGAACAUAUAAAUAACGAUUUAUUAAAUAGUGAUCAUGAUAAUAAUACAAAUAAUGUAACUGAGGAGUUAUGUAGUGCUGAUAAUAUAAGUAUGUCGCACAAUGAAGACCCGUCUAAUGAUACAAAUGAAAUUCAAAAUCCUAUAAGUAUUCUAUCAUCUAAUGAAAAUAAUGAAAAUGAUGAAACUGUUGAAAAUAAUGAAAAUGUUGAAAAUGUUUAA